Messenger RNA from Larimichthys crocea (large yellow croaker), 3546 nucleotides. It is a transcript of the gene pcmtd2b, whose product is annotated as protein-L-isoaspartate (D-aspartate) O-methyltransferase domain containing 2b. The transcript has 7 exons. Gene Ontology annotation, molecular function: protein-L-isoaspartate (D-aspartate) O-methyltransferase activity. Gene Ontology annotation, cellular component: cytoplasm. Gene Ontology annotation, biological process: protein modification process. NCBI's taxonomy places the organism in Eukaryota, Metazoa, Chordata, Actinopteri, Sciaenidae. The record is from RefSeq and is a predicted model, not a curated record. Bases 189 to 1445 code for a protein of 418 amino acids.
UGAGGAAUGUAGGCCAUCCUCCUCCUGACUGUCGUGCGUAUAAUACGUCUGACGUCAGAGCGUCAGCUGGCCGAAUGUUUACAUCCAGCAGUGGAGUGUGUCUGACCGGAUCCCCCCCAACAACAAAGAGCUGAAGAGGAGCGCAGGGCUGCGGCAGAGGACGCCGGUCUUCAUCUGCACAAGUCAAGAUGGGUGGAGCUGUGAGUGCUGGUGAGGACAAUGAUGACUUAAUUGACAACCUGAAGGAGGCUUACUACAUCCGCUCCGACCUGGUGGAGCGGGCUUUUCGAGCGAUCGACCGAGCUGACUAUUACCUGGAUGAAUACCGGGACAAUGCUUACAAGGACUUGGCAUGGCGUCAUGGAAACAUCCAUCUGUCCGCACCGUGCAUCUACUCUGAGGUGAUGGAGGCUUUGGAUCUCCACCCUGGCCUCUCCUUCCUCAACCUUGGCAGUGGGACUGGAUACCUCAGCACCAUGGUCGGCCUCAUAUUGGGACCAUUUGGAGUGAAUCAUGGAAUAGAGCUCCAUGCCGAUGUGAUUGAGUACGCCUACCAGAAGCUCGACUCCUUCAUCAAAACCAGCGACAGCUUUGACAAAUUUGAGUUCUGUGAGCCGUCCUUCGUUGUGGGUAACUGCCUGGACAUCCCUCCAGAGAGCCGUCAGUAUGACAGGGUGUACUGUGGGGCCGGGGUGCAGAAGGAGCAUGAGGACUACAUGAAGAACCUGCUUAAGUUGGGGGGCAUCCUCGUGAUGCCUCUCGAGGAAAAGUUGACCAAGAUCACCCGAACAGGACCAAACAGCUGGGAGACCAAAAAAAUCAUCUCUGUGUCCUUUGCUCCUCUGGUGCUGCCUAAACACAGCACAAAUGGCAAACCCAAGACUGUCCCACUGCCCAGGUAUGAGGUACGGACGUUACAGGAGCUGGCUCGUAUCUGCAUCCGCCACACCCUCAGAGUGACCACAGACGGGGGAGACAGCCAAUCACGUGGCAGAGGCUCCUCGUUCAGCGUGGGCAGGGGUCUGGCAGUGGCCGGGCUCCACAAGUACGGCCCUCGCUUCAAACGCCGACGUGUCCACCGGCGCCAUUGCAACGCCCUUGUCCUGGCAACCCGUCAGGUGGUGGCCAGCAGUGGCAUUGGCUCUGCUCCUCUGGACAGCAACAACAACCAGGGAGGAAGAGCGGAGGACGAGGAAGAGGCAGGCGAGAGCGAAGUGAGGCGGCAAAUGAGAGGGAGCAGGAGGGCGGGGAGAGGAGUGGUGGAGGAAGAAGAGACGGUGGAGGAAGAGGACGAAGAGGAGGAGCAGGAGGAGGAGGAAGAGGAGAAAGAGACCGGGGAGUUGCUGCGACCACAGCCAGUCGUGAACAUCCUGAGAGAGAGGAUACUGGGCCUGCCACUGCCUGAGCCCCUCAAGAUGUACCUGCUGUUCUACAGAGAGAAGUGAGGCAGCUGAGAGCACAGCCAGGUCCUGAGUCCAGAGUCCAGAGCUGAAAACAUCAACCCAAUCCCGCCUGUACAACCACCACCACCUUUCCUAUACAAGGCAGGACAACACACUUUACUGACCCAAAGCUCCACCACGGGUCUCUUUCUCUCUCUCACACCUGUCCUCAUCCCCUCCAUCAUCCAUUCUCUUUCCUACUCCUUCUUUUUGCCCUGCCUCUCUGUGUUCUGUACUCGAUUCAUUUCCUGACACAGAGUCAGUUAAAUUUCGCCAGAGUAGGAGGAGGAGGAGGAGGAUUAAGCUACUCUGGAAAAACAGACAAUUUACACCAAUGUUUCACACAACCAAACAGUCAUUGACGAUGACUUUGUGUCUCCUUUGAGGUGCAAAGAACUAGAUAUUGGUACAUAAUACAUCCAUAGUUUAUCAGCAGCUCUGUACAGUUGCCUGAAUAUCCACAGCUUGUAAAAGGCAACUUUUAGUGGUGCUCAGAGAGAAGCAUCAUUGUUUAGUCUACAGCUGCAGACUAGACCUGAAACAGACACUGUAGCAACAAGCAGAGAGAGGGAGGGAGAGAGAGAAAGCUGAGGGCGCCUUUCUCUCCACUAAUUACAUUUGUGUUAGAGAUUAUACAUUGAUUGUAUAAGUCGUGUGAAAGCUGCUUUUUUCCACGAGGUGGUUUGUAUCAUCAUCUAAUAGGGAUGGGUUAGUUUUAUAAAGGAAGACAGAGUCGGCCCCAAAGCUCAACUUUGUGAGUGAUUGAAGAAAAUAUACAUUUAAAGAUUUAACGAUGUGAGAGUUUUCUCUUUAACUUAUCAUAUUUAAUGAUAUUCUAGGACCAAGAUGCUGUGGCAGGUUGUGAUUAUAUCCACAUUUUUUCAAAUAAAAAGGGCAGCUUUGUCUCGUGCCCUCGGUCCAUUAGACAAUUAUUAAGGGCAAGAGGGUUGAUCAGCAUUUCAAGCAUUUUAGGAGACUAGUUGAUCUCAUAGGUUUUCCCCUUUUUCUAUGCAUAUGUUUCAUUGUUCGAGUUGAAGUCUGUCUUUGUCUCCUGACUCAGUCACAUGGAGACGAAACAGACUUAAAUCCUCACGUGUAUCCAAAGGGCAGUCUCACUGUUUUUUCUCUACAUCCCAUUCUAUUCUCUUAACCCAAAGAGAAUGACCAUAGAAGUUCUCAUACUUACUAAUAGUCCAACAUGAAUAAACCAGCAUGAUAAAAAACACAUACUAAUGUUUCUGAUGAUUGAGUGUGCAGGCUUUCUCUCAUUGUUUUUGCCUUCUUGUAAUAUUUUGAUUUUUUGAAUUUCAUGAGACUUGAAGUGGUGUGUACAUAUGAAAUUGUUGUAUGUUUUGUUCCGUGACUCAUAAAAAAAACAAACAGGAUACUUUGAUGAGUAGAGCGAGUAUCUUUUAUCAUAUUUUCUGUUGUAGUUUCUAGUUAGAUGGGGCAUUAUUCCUUUGUACUUUUUGCUUUUGUACCAAACUUUCUGCUCCUUGCUGUGCCAAACUUCAGUUGCAUGGACUAAAUUCUUGAGAGGAAACAGUAGAUCAACAGCAAGUCACUCAUCUGAAGAAAAGAAAUGACAACUUUUUGAUUUUUUUAUUUUAUUUCCAUAAUUGCUCCGAAAUGACACGUGGUUGUUUAUCAGUUUUUAAAUCAUGUUUCGAUUUCUCCUAUUUGAAAUGUAUCCGAGGAAUGUAUGAUGAACAGCAAAGUCAUAUUUGCACAAGACACUGCAGCGGCACCUGCGUCAGUUCAUUUGAGAAAUGAUUGGCUGUUAUCAGAACAACAGGAGGAAUCUGAAUAUGUGCAUCUUAUAUUGGUAAUCUCUCCAACACUGAAUAGGAAGGAUGGUCUUCAUCAGACCAGAAGACCCUGAUUUCAGCUGAGUGUGACGUGCUUCACUGUUUGGCAGUCUCUACUGCUGCCGGGUCUGCCUCUGAGUUCUGUGUCCACCAUUCUACAUGAGUUGACUUGUGCAGUUGUGCUGAAUGUAUAUGAUCAUGACACUUAAGAUUUGGUGGAAUUGACUUGCUUGUUGUUUUUUAAGAUUGAGCUGUAUUAUUGACUGCUGUUAAUAAAGUCCAUUAUACAAAAGAAA